Scomber japonicus (chub mackerel) is the source of this 1002-nucleotide messenger RNA. RefSeq names its product CSC1-like protein 2. Bases 20 to 988 code for a protein of 322 amino acids. The transcript is spliced from 8 exons. Gene Ontology annotation, molecular function: calcium-activated cation channel activity. Gene Ontology annotation, cellular component: plasma membrane. The record is from RefSeq and is a predicted model, not a curated record. NCBI's taxonomy places the organism in Eukaryota, Metazoa, Chordata, Actinopteri, Scombriformes, Scombridae.
UGGAGAAAACAGGACGACGAUGCAUAAAUGUUACACCUUCCUGAUCUUCAUGGUGCUGCUGCUUCCUUCGCUCGGACUCAGCAGUCUGGAUGUUUUCUUCCGUUGGCUCUUUGAUAAGAAGUUCCUCGCCGACGCUAAAGUCAGAUUUGAGUGCGUCUUCCUGCCGGAUAACGGAGCGUUCUUCGUGAACUACGUCAUCGCCUCCGCGUUCAUCGGGAACGCCAUGGACCUGCUGCGGAUCCCCGGUCUGCUCAUGUACAUGAUCCGCUUGUGUCUGGCUCGCUCGGCCGCCGACCGCCGCAACGUCAAGAGGCAUCAAGCCUACGAGUUCCAGUUCGGAGCAGCGUACGCCUGGAUGAUGAACGUCUUCACCGUGGUGAUGGCCUACAGCAUCACCUGCCCCAUCAUCGUCCCCUUCGGUCUGAUGUACAUGCUGCUCAAACACCUGGUGGACAGGUACAACAUGUACUACGCUUACCUGCCCUCCAAACUGGACAAGAAGAUCCACUCUGGAGCCGUCACCCAGGUGGUGGCUGCACCCAUCCUCUGCCUCUUCUGGCUGCUCUUCUUCUCCACCGUACGCACAGGUUUUGAGACGCCGACCUCCAUGUUCACUCUGGUGGUCCUGAUCGUCACCAUCGUGGUCUGUCUGUCUCACGUCUGCUUCGGACACUUCAAGUACCUCAGCGCUCACAACUACAAGAUCGACACCAAGGAGACGGACGUGGACGCUGUGGAGAACGGACGUCCAGCUCGUCCCUCGUCCUCACCGACCAUCAAGUCUCAGCAGCAGCAACAGCAGCAGCAGCAGAUGUACAUCGCUCAGGUACUUCAGGACCCAAACUCAGACGAGCCGGGCGGUGGCAGCGGCGAGGAGGACCGGGGGUCGUCCCAGGACGAAGAGAUGCUGAACGGAGGGAACAGCAUCAACGAGGCGGAUUUCCAGUCAGGGGAGGACAGUCUGAUCGCCAACGAGGUCCACCAGUAGCUGGGGGCGGAGCU